Messenger RNA from Rubroshorea leprosula, 2305 nucleotides. The record is from the annotation of a GenBank genome assembly. NCBI's taxonomy places the organism in Eukaryota, Viridiplantae, Streptophyta, Magnoliopsida, Malvales, Dipterocarpaceae.
AAUUUCAUUCAAUUCCAUCCUUUCUUUAGAAGAAUCAUAAUUUAUAGAAAUCUCUCCAUUAUCUAUAAUUUCAAUAUUCUUAUUAUUUUCAAGUAUUUGAAUCUUCUUCGGGAUUAUUUUUUUCAAACUUUCUCAACUACCACAUCAAGCUUUGAAAAAGUAGGUAAUAAGGGCAGAGUGAAAAACUGAGGAAAGAAGACGAUGGUGUUCUCUAUUCCUGAAAAAGUCAAUAAGCUCUGGGAUUGCUGGAACAUAAGAGGAUUCAUUAUCUUAAGCCUCUCGGUGCAGGCUUUCUUGAUUCUGUGCGCACCUCUAAGAAAAAGAAGAUGGGGGAAAUGGGGAAAAUGUCUCGACAUAUUGAUCUGGUCAGCAUACUUGCUCGCAGACUGGAUAGCCAGCGUCGCCAUUGGAUUCAUCUUAAGCAACAAGGUGAAAAAUUCUGCUAGAAGUAGUGACAUCCAGGUGCUUUGGGCUCCCUUUCUCCUGUUGCACCUCGGUGGCCCGGACACCAUUACUUCAUUUGCUCUUGAGGAUAAUGAGUUUUGGGUAAGGCACUUGCUUGGGCUUGCGUUACAGUUUGGUUCUACGCUCUAUGUCUUCAUGUUGUCACUUCCAGAGAACAAGCUGUGGCUUCCAACCCUUCUAGUGUUAAUUGCAGGAACAAUCAAAUAUGCAGAGAGGAACCGUGCUUUUUAUUUGGCAAGCUUUGACCAUCUUGGAGGUAAUUGGGUGUCCAGCGAUUGGGGAGAUGGAAUUCCCAUUCCAGCACAAUUCAAAAACAUGGACAACCAGGCAACUUUUGACUUCGGUGACAGGUCAAUAAUAUGGAGUGCAGUUCACCACUUUGGCAGUAUCAAGAGGAUGCUUGUAGGUCCUUUUUUAUCUCUAAAUCAAUGCUCUGAUAUCAGAGACACCUUUCUCCAAGAAGAAGAUUCAACUAAAGUGCUGCGAAUAAUGGAAAUUGAGCUAAGCCUCUUGUACGAGGUGCUCCAUACCAAGUUGCCUGUGGUUGAUUGCAGGACUGGGUACGUUUUCAGGUUCAUAAGUCUGGUUUGCAUUUUGGGAGCCUUGUUUUCAUUCUGGUUCUUUAGGAAGCAUGAGUUGGUUCUGUUUGACGUCUUGCUGACCUGUGUAUUGCUGACUGGGGCCUUGUUAUUGGAUUUCGUGUCUGGCAUAUUGCUCAGUUACUCUGAUUGGAUGUUUGCUGCUCAUUUCCAACGUAUGGCAUCUUUUAUUGAUCGGAAACGUAUGGCAUCUUUUAUUGAUCGGAAAAAUAUGGUAUCUACAUACAUCAGCAAGAGGAAAAGGUGGUCUAAAGUAGUUUCUCAGUUAAAUUUUGUUACUUAUCAUUCUAAGGAUCAUCCAUUUGGGUUCCAAACUGUUGCUGAUUUUCUUCACAUAAAUAGUUUGUUGGAAUCCAUAAAAGGAAUCCGAUGUCUAUCCUCCAAAAGUUUAAGGGAAGACCAAGAAUGGCGCUUCAUUUUCGAUGAAGUGAGAGAACUGAAUGAGUUUUUAAUUCGUAUACUGAAAGACUCGUCAAAGACCGUACUAGAGGCCAAGGAAGUUUGGUUAUGUAGCCGGGAACGAGUUCUUAAGAGCUUUAAACUCCCCGAGCUCACCCAGAUUAUCGCAGGGUUGGAUUACACGGAAAGCAUUCUAGCGUGGCAUAUAGCCACUGAAUUAUGCUUCCAAGGAGCAGACCAAACUUCUCCGCCUAAGACUGAGCGGAUUGAUUACAGAGAAAUAUGCAAGCGUUUUUCAGAUUAUAUGUUCUACCUUGCAGAAAUGCAGCCCAAUAUGAUGGCAGCCGUAUCAGUCAAUUGGAAAACAGUAUUUGAAGCCACACUGGAUCAGACCGAGUCAUUAGUGCCCAGGAGUUCUGUCUCAAAUGAAGUGGAUGCCAGCAGAAAAAUCCUUCAACUGGCUAUAGAUGCCACGGUAGAUUCAGGAGGGAAGGUGAAGAAAUCUCGAUCUGUGUUACAUUGUGCAUCUAAGCUUGCCAGCCAGCUCAAGAUGAUGAAUCAGACAGACAGAUGUCCAUGGGAGCCAUUGAGCAAAGUGUGGGUACAACUAAUGUGCUUUGCUGCUAUUAAUUGCAGGCCAAACGUCCAUGCGCAGCAACCUAGUAAGGGCGGGGAACUUCUCACAUUCGUUUGGUUGUUCAUGAAUCAUUUGGGACUGGGAACUCACUUUUCAACCCAUUACUAAGAUUAGUGACUUUCGCGAAACCCUUCGGUGAAGUUCGAUUCCUGUAUAAUGUCCUUCUUUGUUAUCUUUCUUUUAAUGAGAACUCCAUUGUCUUGUG